Frankliniella occidentalis (western flower thrips) is the source of this 1414-nucleotide messenger RNA. RefSeq lists its product as uncharacterized. The record is from RefSeq and is a predicted model, not a curated record. Lineage: Eukaryota; Metazoa; Arthropoda; Insecta; Thysanoptera; Thripidae. The annotation marks the transcript as partial. The transcript has a single exon.
UCCCGCGAGGCGUACCAAGGGUGUUCCCGGAGGCGUACCGCGAGGCGUACCGUGAGGCUCGGCGCCAUGGAGCACGUGAAGCUCGCCCACGGCAUGCACCUGCACGGCCUGCAGCACGGCGGUGUGCUCCGCGUCCCGGACAAGCAGAAGCACCGCGGGGUGCGCUGCUGGGUGCUGGCGGCCGGCAUCGCCCUCGUCGUCACCUUCGUGUUCGUGGGCAUCACUCUGUGGCUGGGCCUGAGCGCCGCCACUAAGAUGGCCACCACGGCGCAGCACGACGCGCCCAGCAGGGACCCCUUCAAGGACUUGAGGGUGGCGCCCCAGCUGCAGCCGCACCCCCCUGUGCACUCCCACCCCCGAGACCGGCAGCCCGCACAGCCAGCGCAGCCAGCGCAUCCACCGCAGCCAGCGCAGCCCUCGCCGGUGGUGCACGCCCCCAAGAAACGCAAGGGCCAGGUGGAGAAGGUGCAACAGCCAGACGCGACAAGUACGGACGCUGUCGCCACCCCCGCGACGUCGUCCACCUCAACUUCAACUACGACGUCCACGACAACAAGCACGACGACGACGACGACCAGCACAACAUCUACUACCACCCCCGAGCCAGAGGUGCCAGAGGUGCAGGAGGUGGCAGAGACACCGCAGCUGGAGUACAGACACCUCCCACAGAAGAGUGUUCCGCGCGAACCUCUGCAGAGUGCGGUGCCGCCCCCGCAGCCGCCCCCGCGCCGGCCGCCGCCGCCCCCUCGCGCCUGGUCGCAGCCGCUGGACGCGCCGCCCCCGCCGCCCCCAAUGGGGCCGUGGGCCCCCGCGCAGGAGCUGCGCCCGCCCCCGGAGGCCGACCCCAUGAUGGCGGAGGCGGCGAGCGCGCCGGAGUGGAGGCACGCGCUGAGCGACGAGCCCCCGCAAGCUGUGGACGAGACCUUCCACUACGACGGCGAGGCCCCGGAGGAGGCCGACAGCCCCGUGUUCGUCUUCGUGCAGGACCGCCUGCACGCACUCAAGGACUGGCUGGCCGCCAGCCGCGCGGGGCAGGACUGGCAGGACAUGGUGGGCGCCGUGAACGCGUCGCUGUACCGCGCGGACCCGGGGCCGGCGCUGCGCCACCUGCGGGAGAUGUACUACAACACGAGCCUGUCGGCCGCCGACGGCGAUAAUGUGCCGCUCGCCUCCCUCGUGUACCCCACGGACCCGGCCGUGCUCAGCAACGCCACGAGCCUCGUGUCCUUCGGGCUGCUGGCCUUCGACCUGCUGCUGCUGCGGAACGUGCAGCUGCUGGCGCGCGGCGAGGACGGCCCGGCCGGCCAGCGCGCCGAGCAGCUCAUGCGGGACCCCGAGGUGCGCGCGCUCGGGGCGCUCUUCAUGCCGCCGCAGGAGGUGCAGCGCAUGCGCCAGCUGGCGCACGAGGACGACG